AGUGCUCAUGUAGAAUUAUACUAAUAUACUAAUCAUACUGAUAUACGAGGUGAUGUGUGUAGAAUUGUACCGCUAUACGUGCUAAUGUCCGCGUAGCACCGUGUUCACCAAGAUGGAUCACGCCAAUCACAACGCCCUGUUCAACCUGAGCCACGCCGGAUACCGCCCGCCGGCCGUCCAGUCUCACAGCCUGGAGGCGUACACCGUCGUGCUGUCGGUGGCGGCGCACGUGCUCUCCAUGCUGUUCGGCGGCGGCAGCAGUGUGGCCGUCAUCCUCGCCAUCACCACCCGGCGCAACAUCAACAAGUACAGCUACACCCUGGUGCUGACCCUCUUCCUAGCCUGCUGCUGCCUCAACUUUAUCUGGACACCUCUGGAGAUCACCGACCUCAUCAUGUACCACUACGUGAGGACCCACCCUUGCAAAGGCUUCGUCGCCAUCAAAACAUCCCUCUACAUCUUCCUCAUCCUCGCUCUCAGCCUCAUCAUCGUGCUGUUAUCGAUCGAAGGCAUCGUCCGGCUAAGAAACAAAUUUGGCCGGCUUUUUAGAAAAAUCUGGCCAAUGCUCACAUGCCUGUUUGCCAUCGUGUGCUCGGCGGGUUUGACCGGGGCGUUUAUCGCUAUGUGCGCGCAACACGCGGAAGUCUUAGAGCUGACCUACGCCAUCAACAAUGACGACGCGCACGCCACCUACCUGGGGCUACUCAUCCUCUCGGCGACGCUUGCUGCCAUCAUGCUCGCGGCCACCGCCUUCCUCCUCAUCAAAGAAACCCUGUACUGGGAGGACGGGCGGCCGCACUUCCGGAAGAAGAAAAUGAAGCUCAACAUUCCAGAGUUCCUGAUCAGCCAGUCCAACGCAUGCGCAGACAACGACGGCGGGUUCGAGCACAGCCAGAGCGGGACGCCGUCACCGUCCACCCCCAAGCUGCUGACCGUCGGCGACCCGGACACGGCGUCCAUCAAGGGCGAGGACGCCAACACCAUAUCGGAGCUGCCCAGCCCGGUCAAGCCGAUGGGGAACAGGCUUGGUAUCAAUAUGGCCCAGGUCCUGGGCCGACGACGCCACACCAUCUGCCAGAUCAGCGACUCCAGCACCGCCAGCACCCCAGCCGACCCCAUCUCCAAGGCCAAGCAGUACAACUACGUCCGGAAAUUUUCCGUGGAUAUUUCCGCCCUCCAGGCGCAGCUCCAGAACCCGAAGAUCUUCAAAGACGCGCCAUUCCAGUCUGACAUCGACCUCACUAAAAGAGCGGCCGCCGAUUCCGCCAAGAACUCAGCGCCUAAACCGCUACUUCCGCUGAAACCGUUGCCGCUGAAGUUUGACGAGAAGGACGAGAAAGGAAAAACGUCAGAACCGGAUACGGCUUUGAAGGAACCCGGAAGUGCCGGGCUGUCCAUCCCGCCUCCUGUCAUCAUGGUGUCCAAUGAGGACACGCAGUCCAACUACGGCGAUGCUGAAGCGGCCAACGACCUCCACGGUUCUAAAGAAUCAUUCCAACAACACCCCAAUUCCAACGCCCAAAAGCCCACAACGCUAGCUUUCAAAGAGUCACAGGACGCCGACGAGCCCACUUCGGUGCCGACGCUGGAGAGCGCUCAAAGCGAACCGAGUGAAGAAGAGUCAGAGGGUCAGAAAAUGGCGCGGCUGACGCUGUUCCUGUGCUUGACAUUCGUCCUGAACAUGGCGCCCCUGCUGAUCACGCUAGGGCUGCUGAGCCGCAUGAACACGCACGCGUACACCAACAUCUCCACCUGCACGCUGGCCAUCUCCGUCAUCCAGACCAUCGUGUACCCGCACCUCAUCGCCUGCAGUGAUGACGUGGUGCACCGGGCCGUGCAGAAGUUGAAGACACGCUGCCGGAGUCUCUGCAGGAGGUCUGCGGGCCCCGAGUCGCACUGCCACGUCGAGGAGAGCUCCAGCACUAGCCAGGUGUAGAUAACCGGCUUCCCGGAACUUUGCCGGUUGUUGUUUUUAUUUCAUGUGCUGACCCGCAUUUGGUUUAAUCGAAAAUUUUAGGUUUUGUGCUAACCUAACAUAUUUUUCUUAAUUAAUUCUAGCUGGAGAAAUACCGGCUUCGUGCUAACCGGCAUUUUCCGGCAUCGUGAUAACCGGCACUUUGUUUCAUCGAAAUUGUCUUGGCUCUGUGCUAACCUAACAUUCUUCUGGAUUAAACCUACCUGCAAAUAUGACGGUUUCGUGAUACCCGGCAUUUUACCGGCUUCCUCUUAUCCGACAUUUAUCCGGCUUAGUGUUAACCGGACAAUUAAACCGACCACGGCAAUGGAGAGAUCCCGUCAGUAACCCAAGUUAAGCCUCCCUCCCCAACCCGCGCCUUUAAAUCAAGCUCAACCCCAGCGCUGCACGCAUGAGAGGAACAACUCACCUGCAAUAUCUAAACACACCUGCCCGAAUAGGUAACUACCUGAACUCAAGGGUACGACGCUUACCUGUCUCUAAACCUGGAUAAAGCGACACAACUUUUAAAUACGUUUAUUUUCUAACUCUCCUGUCAUG
Physella acuta is the source of this 2515-nucleotide messenger RNA. RefSeq lists its product as uncharacterized. Lineage: Eukaryota; Metazoa; Mollusca; Gastropoda; Physidae. The record is from RefSeq and is a predicted model, not a curated record.